AUAAAUACAUAAAUAUUUAGGUAGUGCAAUAUUUUUGCCUGCACCAUGAUGUGCAGGCAAAAUCAAAGUGGCCUUGUACUAGGGCCCCAGCCAGUAUCUCCUGAACUUUCCUAUCAAUUAGAUGGACUAUACUAGCCAGAAAUUAUAUUUUGGAAAAAUGAAUGUCACAUUUUGCUUGGCUGUGAUCUCAGAUUCACCCACCUCCACCUUGAAUCCAGGUGUCUUCCGAAAUGUUGGGGUUGAUCCAAAAAGUAUAGUUUAAGUUUUACCUAAAUGGAGGGACAGCUUGUUCUCAGAUAGCCAUGUACUGACCUUCUGAAGUUCUGCACUCAGUGACCUCUCCACCACAGGUAGUUUUUAUCCUACGUAUGGUUUCGGGGCUAGGUAUGACUCAGAGUGGUACAAGUUCAACAUGUGGUUUAUUCAGAGACACAGGGUAAACGGAUGAGCCCUCUGGAUCUGGUUCAUGAAGCAUCCGCCAUCAACCAAGCUAAAGGCAAAGCCGGGCUUAUUUCGCUUAGUCUCGCUAGUUUAAGCCUGAGUUGCGUUCCAUCAACGGAAUCUCCACUAAGUAACCAUGGCAAUUUAUCAGACCAAAUGAACCUGGUCGGUCGGUACCAGGCUAACUGGCAGGCUUACUUGAGCGGUGUUUGAGAGAAGACCCAUCUGUCGGAAACAAGUGUACCAUCAGAAGGUUCCGCCAAGCCAGUCCUCACGAUUUGGUCUUGAUUUAUAAUGGUUUUCACCUCUUUCGAUGCUGUUAUCCUCCCCUUGGAAAAAUGCGGUGAAGUGGAGCAGAGAGAUCGCCAUGUCUGUACCACUGAGUGGUGGUGACUUUACGUAUAUCAUUUGCUUUGAGAGGGGCUGUAGUUCACAAAGUGGCCUCACACAAAACCUAACAUUAUCAAACUUCUUCGCGAAAUUAUUUUGUUUUCUUUACAUGAACAAUUAUAAUUUUAAUCCACAAUCAAAAUAUGUGUAAUCCAGGGCAGAUAAAGACUGGGACCCGAAAAUAAUUACUUUCUCUCCAUCCGUAUUCCGUAUUUACCGUAGGGUGUGAAUGGGCCUUAAAGCGCAGUCACUAUCUUUGCUCAAAAAAUACUGAAUGCGCCCCUCAGUCUCCAACACAGAAUCUAAACUUUUGGAUAUCUUUUUAUUUUAUGGGAACUCCACUGGUGGAGAAAAUGCCUAGCCAGGGGAAUUAGAACGUGCUUCCUUGUGUUGGAAUAAACAAAGAUGCAACUAUGGGAAAUGCAGACUAAUUUCGAAUCAAAUGGAUUGCAAUGGCUUGCAAGCAAAAAACAUGGCUGAUUUACAUCUAUAGAUAGACAAUGUCAACAUUAACCUAAGGUAUUUUUAAACUAGCCAGAUCCUUUAAACGUGCAUUUUGUAGUUUGACCAUUAGCAGCCACUAGUGGCUUGAGUUAUAGUUCGAUUUUACUCUACUUUUUACUCUUUUUUUUUUUUAGAAAAAAUUCCUGGAUGAAGUUUUUUCGAGAAACGUUGUACUUCAGAAAUUAUGUAACGUAGUAAACGGUAGUAGGGAAGUUACAUGGUUCAGGUUUAAACAUUUUGUCUACAAGUUCAAACAACGUUCUGAAAUCGUACUAUUCUCUCAUUGAUGUAGUUACAUAUGACGUUUCAAAGAAAAUGUCAGAAGAAAAAGAAAGAAUAUUUCCUGCCAAAUAGCUGACUUUAAGCUGAAACUCAUCCGCUUGUAAUGCUCAAUGGAAAUCCCAGAACCACAGACGAGGAGCGGAAGUGUUCCAAGAUUUCAAACCGUUAAUUCUUAUUAAUUCUCUCAAACAAACCAAGUAGGUGCUGGAACGUCUACUUAUCAGUGGCAAAACAACCACAUGGACGACAGGGCUCUGUAACCCUAUUCCAGGGCUCCUCAACCACCACCACUUCCUGUCACAUGGUCCCUCUGCUCUCACAGCCAUGGUUAAGCCAGUCCUUUACCUCCUCAUCUCCAGAGCGUGGUUGAGUCUGCUCCAUCCUGUCCAUGGACCCCCCCGCGUAUGAAGAGGUGGUCCUCCAGACUCCCCCCACACCACCUCCCACCUAUGCCCUUGCGGUCCUCCCCUCCACCCCUCCACCCACCUACAGAGAAGCUGAUGCAUUUCCUGUUCUGAAUCUCCCUGUCGUGCAAACUGUCACCAUCUUGCCCGUCCAGGGACCGGCCACACAGACCCCAGUAAAUGGGACUUCACAGAAUGGGUCUGGUCCAACGGUCUUCAGGGUCCAGCCACAGCGCACAAGAGCAGUGAUGGGAGUUGACCCUGUUAGGGUUCAAUGCCCCUACUGUCAUGAAGUUGUAACUACAGAGAUCGAGCACAAGCCCGGGCUGGGUGCUUGGAGCAUGUGUUUUCUUUUCACAUUAGUAGGGUGCAUCUGCGGCUGCUGUCUGAUUCCCUUUGUCGCAAAGGAAAUGCAGGAUGUCCAUCACUCGUGUCCGCGCUGUCAACGCCACCUGCACAUACACGCUAGGUGA
Messenger RNA from Gadus morhua (Atlantic cod), 2494 nucleotides. RefSeq names its product lipopolysaccharide-induced tumor necrosis factor-alpha factor homolog. The record is from RefSeq and is a predicted model, not a curated record. The coding region runs from base 2006 to 2494 and encodes 162 amino acids. Lineage: Eukaryota; Metazoa; Chordata; Actinopteri; Gadiformes; Gadidae. The transcript has 4 exons. Gene Ontology annotation, cellular component: nucleus; cytoplasmic side of late endosome membrane; cytoplasmic side of lysosomal membrane. Gene Ontology annotation, molecular function: zinc ion binding.